This is a messenger RNA of Amphibalanus amphitrite, 671 nucleotides long. RefSeq lists its product as uncharacterized. The transcript has 2 exons. The record is from RefSeq and is a predicted model, not a curated record. The coding region runs from base 27 to 551 and encodes 174 amino acids. Lineage: Eukaryota; Metazoa; Arthropoda; Thecostraca; Balanomorpha; Balanidae.
CCGAUUCGUCAGCCGUGUGUGUACCUAUGUGUGACCUUGCACUGCCGAGGACAGCAGGCCCGUCGCGGCCGGCCGCUAUAAAGGCCGCCGCCGGCCGUCCACCGACACAGUAUCGCUCACCUCACCUCUCCACUCACAUCAUGAAGCUGCUGGUUCUGACAGCCGCCAUGCUGGCCGUGACCCUGGCCGAUGGAGGUCACGGUUACCAUGGUUACCAGACCGAGCACGUCGGCUACCAGAAGGUGCGCACCGUGGUCAAACACCACCCGUACCCGGUGGUGAAGCGCGUGCCCUACGAGGUCGUCAAGCCGGUGCCCGUCUACCGUCCCGUCUACAACACCGUCUACAAAAAGGUGCCCCAGCCGUAUCAGGUCGUCAAGCACGUGCCCGUCGUCAAGCACGUGCCAGUGGUGAAGCACGUGCCGGUGGUGAAGCACGUGGAGCUGGUGAAGCACUACCCGGUGGUGAAGCACCACUACCGCGAGGAGAAGGUGCCCGUCAAGGUGCCCGUCUACGUCGAGAAGCCCAAGUACGGACACACCCAUCACUAAUCAUUAGAAGUGAGCACCAUUGAUAUUGUAGCUCAGGCUGAAUGUUAACAUUUGCACGAGUUACCAUGCUAAAGAAGAAAAUAAACUGCUGCCUAUAUCAUUAUGAUGUGUGCCGGACAA